AUGAAAGCCAACUUUGAACAAUUUAUUGCUACUCUCAACGUAUCAUCUUUAUCGGUUGAUGUUCUUCGUCAAAUAACAUUUAUUCUUAAAGAACAAACAGAUGAUUCAUUACCAUUAUUUAUAUCUCAAGUAUUUGAAUCAUUACUUAUUCUCGAACGAUGGGCAUGGCAAAAACUAAGUCAAGAAUCAUUUCAAUGUGUUAAUCAAACAGAAUAUGAAGAAUUGUUACAUAUUUUAGUAUUAUUUAAUAAACAAAUAAUUUUUAUUGAUAAUAAUAUUGAAGAUAAUAUUAAAUUUUCUCUUCUUAUUCCUGAAACAAUCGAUCAAAUCAAUCUUAUAUUCGAACAAGUGAAACAAUGUACUAAUGAUCAUAAUUCAUUUAUCACUCUUGUCAGUCUUUGGUUUGAUAAUCUUUCAUUUCUUGUUCAAGAAUAUCCACAAUUAGGUCAUUCUCCUAUCAUUAUUUAUAUUAAUCAAUAUUUUGAGGAAAACUUUGUAUUGAGUAAAUUAUUUAAAUCAUAUUUAAUUCAACUUCAUCAAUCAGAAUUAUCACCAUCAAUAUUUACUUCUAAACAGCUUUUCUAUAUAAAAACAUGUUCAUUUUCUUUGACAACUUAUUUUUAUACCAAACCUCAAAAUUUUUCUUUUAUUACUAAUGAAAUUCUUCAACAACAUAGUAAUAUUUACUUACAAAUAAUACAAAUUCAUAGUUAUACUAUUCAAUUUUGGAGUAAAGAAUUAUUAACUUGUAUUAGACAUCUUACUGGAUUGAUAUGUGCAUGUUAUUCUUUAAAUAAAAUAGAAGACGAAAUAAACAAAAUACUUUUUCCCAAUGAAAAUAUAUUAAUUGAAUAUGUCAAAGCAUUAAUUCGUAUUAUUUCAUAUGUAUCAUUUUGUAAAGAAAUCAAAACUAUACGAUUAGAUGAUGAAGCAAUGUUACUUGAUAUUAUUUUAUUCUUUUUAAUGAAUAUAGUACAAACACAAAAUAUAAAUUGGUACUUUCGAUCAAUGACACAACUACCAGAUAUAUUAUUAUUAUUAAGAACUAUGAAUAAAUCAAUACCUUAUCAAUAUUUAUUUUAUGUAUACAGCAUAUUAGGUGAACUUCUUACUGAUGAAAAAUUGAAAGAAUUGCAAUUUAAUGAUAAUAUGAGUGAUUCUUACUUUUAUAUGUUGGAACAAGCUUGGCAACAACCAUCAAAAACCUAUAAACAUAUAUCAAUUUCAUUAUUAUUACGAGGUAUAUGUAUGCCACAAAUAGAAUUUUCUUCAAUGACUUGGAUCAUAUUUUACUUUUGA
This is a messenger RNA of Rotaria sp. Silwood2, 1299 nucleotides long. NCBI's taxonomy places the organism in Eukaryota, Metazoa, Rotifera, Eurotatoria, Philodinida, Philodinidae. The record is from the annotation of a GenBank genome assembly.